Setaria italica (foxtail millet) is the source of this 540-nucleotide messenger RNA. RefSeq names its product laccase-15-like. The coding region runs from base 1 to 501 and encodes 166 amino acids. Lineage: Eukaryota; Viridiplantae; Streptophyta; Magnoliopsida; Poales; Poaceae. Gene Ontology annotation, molecular function: copper ion binding; oxidoreductase activity. The transcript has 3 exons. The record is from RefSeq and is a predicted model, not a curated record.
AUGGCGGCUGCAGUAGUCGCCGCUGCAGUGAUCAUCUUCUUCAUGAUGAAGGCCCAACCUGCUGCCUCGGCCAUUGUCGAGCACACCUUCACUGUAAGCCAGAUGGAUAUGACGCACUUGUGCAAGGAGGUACUCACCACUGUGGUGAACGGGCAGCUCCCGGGGCCGGCGAUCGAGGUCACAGAAGGGGAUUUCGUGGUUGCUAAUGUCGUCAACAAGUCACCCUACAACAUAACAAUCCACUGGCAUGGUGUGAAGCAGCGGCUGAACUGUUGGGCCGAUGGUGUGCCGAUGCUUACGCAACUUCCUAUCCUACCCAACAACAAUUUCACCUAUAGGUUCCAUGUUUCCGGGCAAGAAGGCACCCUGUGGUGGCACGCUCAUGUCCCCUGCCUUCGGGCAACCCUGCACGGUGCCUUGAUCAUCCGUCCUAGACUUGGGGCAGAAUCAUAUCCAUUUCCUAAACCCCAUAAGGAGAUCCCCAUCAUUAUAGGUUCGUGAAUUGUUCGGUCUUUUACGUUGUAAGAUAAGAUAUGCUUU